AAGAAUAUUUAUAUAAUCUUUUAUUAGUUACAAUUUGAUAUGUAGGGAUUUAUUAGUAAAUAUGAUGUGGAAAGAGAGAGAGAGGGAAAGAGAAGUGAAGGGAAGGCCAACACGUGUUCUCGGGUAGUCAGUGUUGUUAUUUACGUCAAAAUGCCGAAGUCAAAGAAGACAAGGAAGUUUGCUGUCAUGAAGAGAAUGAUCAACUUAAAUGAUCCUAGAUUGAAGGAGGAGGACCGCAAGACCAAAAAAGUAAAAAAACCUGACCCGCACGAACAGAAGGUGAAUGAGGCGCCACAGUACUCGUCUGCGCUGUUCUUCGAGUACAACACCCAGCUAGGUCCUCCAUACCGCAUCCUAAUCGAUACCAACUUCGUUAACUUUGCCAUCAAGAACAAAGUGGAUAUUGUUUCUGGGAUGAUGGACUGUCUGUAUGCCAAGUGCAUUCCCUAUGUGACGGAAUGUGUACAAGGAGAAUUGGAACGUAUGGGAGAGAAAUACCGUCUGGCACUGAAGGUUAUCAAGGACUCUCGCAUUGAGACUCUGCCAUGUCUUCAUAAAGGAAUAUAUGCCGAUGACUGUCUUGUUCAACGUGUCACACAGCAUAAGUGUUAUAUCGUGGCAACCUGUGAUAGAGACUUAAAGAGAAGAAUACGCAAGAUCCCUGGUGUUCCCAUCAUGUGUGUCAGCCAACACAAGUUUGUCAUAGAGAGGAUGCCAGAUGCACCACAGAUGUAACACAAGCUUAUUCUGAUUUCUGUUACUUUAGACUUCUUCAUAAAUACUAAUAGUACGCAAAGUUGGUUAGUAUUACAUGUCAAGGAUUCCAGUGUCACUUUUGACCAGGUAUGUCACUUUAUGUAUGUUCAAGAAGUGACAGGUGGAGUGCUUGUGGUGUAAGAGUAAAUGGAAUUUUCAUAAAGAAUUGAAGUAGGAAGCCUCACUCGUCUUCACCGGGUUUGGGUUUUAACUUACAUACAUUUUAUCAGUUUCUUGGCAUUUAAAUGUGUUCAUAACUGCAGAAAUAAAUAAAGUAAAUAUUUUGUGUAGGUUGAAUUUUGUAUUGAUCAACUUUGAUAAAAUAAUCAGACCAAGUAGUUUUCUAGAUGCCUUGGCUUCCAGCUUACAAUGAAAACUCUUUUGGGGUGUAAGAAAUAAAUGCAAAGAUCCAGACUUGUGAUACAGUAUUUGGUCGAGUUUGUAUUUACUCAGAAAAUAAAAAUUUCCUGCCAAGUAAA
Messenger RNA from Homarus americanus (American lobster), 1235 nucleotides. RefSeq names its product rRNA-processing protein FCF1 homolog (gene Bka). The transcript has 7 exons. Bases 151 to 735 code for a protein of 194 amino acids. Gene Ontology annotation, cellular component: nucleolus; small-subunit processome. Lineage: Eukaryota; Metazoa; Arthropoda; Malacostraca; Decapoda; Nephropidae. The record is from RefSeq and is a predicted model, not a curated record.